AGUUUAGCAAAAUGUAGUUUAGUUUGUUGUCUUUCAAUCAGCUGACGACUUCUCGAAAAAAAAGUAGAAAUGAUUAUUUACGGCGUCUACAUAGUAAGCAAAUCCGGUGGCCUCAUAUUCAACCUGGACAAUAACGUACCUCGAAUAGAGCACGAGAAGACAUUCACUUACCCGCUGGACUUGGUGCUUGACUACGACCCCAAGAAAGUUUCCGUGUCGUUUAACCGCAAAGAUGGCAUCAAUGUGGGACAUGUGCUCGUCGCCAUCAAUGGCAUGCCAGUCAACGGCGCCACGCUGGAGGACGGACGGGACGUGAAAACGACGCUGGAGUCGCCCGACAACUUUCCGAUCAACCUGAAGUUUAGCCGGCCCAAAAUGACAACGAACGAGAAAAUCUUUCUCGCGAGCAUGUUCUAUCCACUGUUUGCCAUUGCCAGUCAACUGAGCCCGGAGCCCAAGAGCUCCGGCAUUGAGCUGUUGGAAGCGGACACCUUCACGUUGCAUUGCUUUCAAACGCUCACCGGAGUCAAGUUCAUCGUGAUCUCGGAAACGGGCCUGAACGGCAUGGAUCUGCUGCUGCGCAAAGUCUACGAGCUGUAUUCAGAUUAUGUGCUAAAAAAUCCGUUCUAUUCGCUGGAGAUGCCUAUACGCUGCGAGUUGUUCGACAACAAGUUGCAGGAACUUCUGUUGCAGGUGGAGAAGACAGGGAUUAACAAUAUUGAUAAAUAAAAAUAAUAAUUUGUUGAAAAAA
Drosophila novamexicana is the source of this 751-nucleotide messenger RNA. RefSeq names its product trafficking protein particle complex subunit 4 (gene Trs23). Bases 70 to 729 code for a protein of 219 amino acids. Gene Ontology annotation, cellular component: TRAPP complex. Gene Ontology annotation, biological process: endoplasmic reticulum to Golgi vesicle-mediated transport. NCBI's taxonomy places the organism in Eukaryota, Metazoa, Arthropoda, Insecta, Diptera, Drosophilidae. The record is from RefSeq and is a predicted model, not a curated record. The transcript is spliced from 2 exons.